Molecule: messenger RNA, 1886 nt
Organism: Falco peregrinus (peregrine falcon)
Lineage: Eukaryota; Metazoa; Chordata; Aves; Falconiformes; Falconidae
Gene: IFT38
Product: clusterin associated protein 1
Exons: 13
Coding region: 467-1732 (421 amino acids)
Biological process (GO): cilium assembly
Cellular component (GO): centrosome; cilium; intraciliary transport particle B
Source: RefSeq, a predicted model, not a curated record
UCCCCCAGGGCCCGCAGAGCAGCUCCGGGCCCGUUGGGUGCCUCGGCGGCUCCUGCUUUUCCUUUGGGCUUUGCCCUGUGGGUUCACGGGGGGACGCGGGAGGCGGGCGAGGGGCGCCCGGGCUCGGGCCGGCGCCUCAGGCGAGGCCGCAGCGUUGGAGCCUUUGUUUAAAUUGCUGGCUGGCUGUAACCGGGCUUAGCAACGGGCCAGGGCUGGGGUAGCACAGCCUCUGCAUACUGGGCCUCACCGCAGUCCCUGGGUAGCUCCAUUUAAAUGGUGUAUUUUGCAGAGAGAAGCUACUUUAACGUUGUUUCUGCCCCGUGAAUCUCUCGUUAAAAAGUUAUUUAUUUUUUUUUUUUUACUCAGGCAUGUUUUCUGUUGAAAUUAUUAUUUUUUAAAAAUUAAUCCUUGCAGGUGUUUUUUUUCACCAGUACUUUGACAGGGCGUAUCUAAUGAUUUCACUGAGAUGAUGAGGGCACUGGGGUAUCCCCGACUGAUAUCUAUGGAGAAUUUCCAUACCCCAAACUUCAUGCUUGUUUCAGAAGUGCUCCUCUGGCUGGUGAAAAGGUAUGAACCUCAGACUGAUAUUCCUCCUGAUGUGGAGACAGAACAGGACCGGGUUUUCUUCAUUAAGGCAGUGGCUCAGUUCAUGGCUACCAAAGCUCACAUAAAGCUCAACACUAAGAGGCUUUACCAGGCAGAUGGCUAUGCAGUGAAGGAACUGCUGAAGGUCACCUCUGUGCUUUAUGGUGCUAUGAAUACCAAGGGCGUGGAACGUGCAGACGUGAGUGAGGAAGACAGCAGCAAGUUCAAGUUUGAUCUUGGCUCAAAAAUUGCUGACUUGAAGGCAGCUAGACAGCUUGCUUCUGAAAUCACCUCCAAAGGAGCAAGUCUGUAUGACUUACUUGGCAAAGAAGUUGAACUAAGGGAAGCAAGAACAGAAUCUAUUGCCAGACCUUUGGAGAUAAAUGAGGCUGAGAAGAUGAUGAAAGUUGCCAUUGACUGUGUUCUGGAACAAGUCCAGAAGACUAAAGACAUGUUGAGUAAUGUGGCUUUGGAUGAAGCCAAUUUGGAAGCCAAGAUUGAAAAACGAAAAUUGGAACUGGAAAGAAGCCAGAAGAGGCUACAGACUCUACAAAGUGUUCGUCCUGCUUUUAUGGAUGAGUAUGAGAAGAUUGAGGAGCAACUGCAGAAACAAUACAGUAGUUACCUAGAAAAAUUCCGUAAUCUGACCUACAUGGAGCAGCUCCUGGAUGAUCAUCGACGGACAGAGCAAGAGAUGUUUGAGGAAGCAGCAAACAUGCUACGUCUCACCCAGAACAGGCUGAAGGAAGAGGAACAGCACCUGCUUAAGAGUGGAAAUAAUGAUGAUUCCGAUGUAGAGAUUCAAGAGGAUGAAGGAUCUGACAGUGAAGUGGAAGACAGGCAAAUCAUGAAGCGGCGCACCACCAUGCAAACACUACUGCAAGGAAGAGCUGGCGCACGGAUCGUGGGAACAAUGCAAGGUGGAGACACGGAGGAAGAUGGGAGAUCUGCCCCAGCACGGCCAGGCACGCGCGAGGUCAUCGCUGAGGCACAGGAGGACUCGGGGGAUAGUGAGAUUGACCUGGAUGAAGAUGAAGAGGAGGAGGAGGAUGAAAUGGAAGAUGACAGCAUGGAAAUCUCCCCAAGCAAAUCUGGUCACCGAGCAAGGAAGCCGGAGCCACUAGAGGAAAGCGAUAAUGACUUCUGACCCUUUUAGUAGCAGGACCAGGAAGCAUCUUGAAAUACAAAUUUUGGAGAGUGUGCAGGCCGGGAGUUCAUACCCUGCCAUCUGAAAAAUGCUUGUCAGCAUGAAUUCAGGAGUCAGCAAAUAACGUUCAUUAAACUUGAAAAUUAAACUUGGA